CCGAUACUUUGAUGAAACCACUCUUCCAAAACUACCAGACUAUGCAGCAAUCCUAUCGCAGGAUGGCAGGAAGUCCACCGCUACAGCAGCGCCCGUGCCACUACCGGCAGUCGCACCUGCUCCACGGACUCACGACGCUACACUCGACAGUCCGCCAAUGACAACAGAGAAUGCUGCCGCGCCGAUUAAGCCAAAUACCGGAGAGCAACGUCCAAUAUCCCAGCAGCUGCCAACACAGAAUCAACAGCAACCCGCAGCUCAACCGCCAGCCCCUGCUCAGGUUGCGCCUGACGUCUCUUUCACCAGGCCCCAGAGCCAGGAAGCAUCUUCCCAACCCAGGAAGCUUGCGCCGGCAGUACCAUCACCGACGAUAGAUCAAAGGACACAUACUGCGACGCAAGGAAAGCAUGCCAGUGAUCAGGAUACAGCAUUGGCGGCGGCUGAGGUUAGGUUGGACCAGAAGCAACCAAGUGCCGUGCCACCACCUGCAACACCUACUGUGGUGCCAGUCCAGAAAAAGAAUGAUGCACGGCCGUCUCUCUCUUUCGGAUCCAUCCCCAAAGUUCCAGAGCAACCCCUCUCUCCUGUAUCUUCAGCCGGCCUAUACUCAAACAAUACUCCUUUGCCGGUCACCGUGUCGCCAGCUACAAGCCCUGCUGAGGAAGUCAACGACGCUGUUCCGAGACUUGCGAGCCCUAAGGAUGAAGAAAUCACUAAGACUCUUUCUACUCUGGUACCAUCGACGCCCGACGAACAACUGCGUUUCGAGGAGGCGCAGUCGCUCAAGCAGACCCUUGCUGCAAGCAAAUCCUUCGCCGAGAGUGCGGUCGAAGGCACCACGACGAGCGUAGUUAUUGAAGAAAGUGCCGCACCAACUCCUGUCACCACUGAAAAGUCACCAACGAUCGCUCGUAUAUCGUCUCCAACAGUGCCAGCAGAGCAGAAGACAUCGCGUGUUGUGGUUGGACAUCCCACUGAGCCCCAGCUUGCUGCUAAAGAUCAGGCUCAAGCUGGAGUAGGCGUCAAGAUCCCGAAAGAAACGACCCCAGCCAAAAAGCCAUCACCGCCAGUCAGUGCAACACCGACGGUUGAAAGGAUGACAACCAGGGUGUCUUCUGGAGCCAUUCGUCAUAAAUCUGUAUCUGAAAUCCUCGGAGAGUCACCUAAGUCAUCACCUCAGUCUGAUAGGCAAAGCUCAGUCGAGAAAUCCACAGAUGCGACAAAGGCCGUAGCUGAGGCAACUCCUGACUCCACGGCGAGGAUGCGAUUCAAAGAUCGUAAAGCACGGGAGAAGGAGAGAACCAAGUUGUCUACCGUGGUCUUUCCCAAACAGCAGCAGCAGCAACAGUCUCAGGAGAAGAGCGAUUCGAUGGAGAUUAUCAGGCAGCAUGCUGGCGACAUCGGGAAGCUCAAUGAAGAGCAAGACUACCUCUUUACUCUGUUCCAAAGCCGAGCAUACACUCCUCCCCGUGGGACAAGUCUCAGCACACUCAUCGCUUCUGCUCAUAAGACUUUGACGACGUCAAAUCACCUGCUUGAGUAUCAAGAGCAGAUGGACUGCCGCACAUUGCGCCGGAUCUAUUCUCUGCAGAAUGCGAACAGGUGGCCCUUGCGUCAGCUGAAGCGUUCGGUUGAACCUCCACGGGAAGGGAGUCAUUGGGAUGUGCUUCUGGAUCAUGUGAAGUGGAUGCGUACAGAUUUUCGAGAGGAGCGCAAAUGGAAGAUCGCCGCAGCGAAGAGUUGCGCAGACUGGUGUGCAGAAUUUGUCAAUAGUGAUGCAGAGCACCGUUCACUGCUUCGCAUCCAGGCAAAGAUUCCUCCCGCAAACAAGGCCGAGGAAGUUGAGAACAAGUCCAGCUUAAUUUCACCGCCUGAAGAAGACACGGUGGACGAGAUGAUGAUUGUUUCUCAACCUACCCCAGACCUGGUUCCUUCCACUGAAGAAGAUUCCGCAAGCGAAGGGUUCAAUGAUGAGCCUCGUCUUCUUGUGGGUGAUACGGUCGCUCCAGCAGCAAUAUUCUCCCUAGGUACAGACGAGUUCACGUUCUCGUUGGACAUGACCCCUGCGGCGCAGAAGCUUCUGGAAGAGCUGCCCAUCUAUUCUCCCAUCACGGUCACGCCUGAACUAGAUCUACCAGUCUUCAAAGAGUCUCCUGACACGGUGUGGAAAACCGAAAUCCUUCCUGUAUCCAAGUACGCGCUUGGUAAGGUUACGUUCCACGACGAUGAACCUGCUCGAAAGCGUAGUCGAUACGAUUAUUCCCAGUAUCGAUCUGAUCUCGAUACUGGUGCAGUGGACCUUCCUCCUGAGCAGACAAAUGUCGCGCUCUUCCGCUUGGAGAACAGGCACAUCCGCGAUAGAAUCCACCCCGGCCAUUCCUUUCGACCCCCUACCGAGCAUCCUAUGCCUUCGGUCGGUUUCUUCGAGUCAAGACAGUCUUCUCAAUGGACCUAUACCGAGGACGAUGAGCUUCGUCGCCUUGUGAAAGAAUACUCCUACAAUUGGUCACUGAUUUCGAAUUGCCUAACACCGUCCUCGCAAUUCACAUCAGGGGCGGAAAGACGGACACCUUGGGAAUGCUUCGAGCGCUGGAUAGGUUUAGAAGGAUUGCCUGCCGAUAUGUCCAAAACCCAAUACUUCCGUGCCUACCACCAAAGGCUUGAAUCAGCACAGCGCACCAUAAUGGCACAACAACAAGCGGCUCAGCAACAGCAGCAGCAACAACAGCAGCAGCAACAGCAGCAACAGCAACAGCAGCAGCAGCAGCCGCAACAGCCGCAACAGUCACAACCGCAACAGCCGCAAGGUAACAACAAUAACAGUAACUCGCAGUCACUGCCCCCGAUCCGGCGGAGGACUACACAGCCCGUUCGAGUAGACCGGAGACGAUCUUCCAAACACCUGGCUCUGCUCGAUGCCAUGCGCAAACUAGCCAAGAAACGGGAAACCAUGCUCCAGAAGCAACAGCACGGUAAGUAAUCCAGGGAAGGGUGUCCCUCUUGUUAGCUGAGACUAAUCACAACCCCAAGCAUCUCAUCUAGCCUCGCUGCGGAAGGUCAACGAGGCCAACCAACCCAAGCCCCCAAUCUCAUCGCCUGCCGAAUUUAGCCGACUCAAAUAUGAGCGAGAGGUGAAGCUCCAGGAGAGACAGGAACAAUACCGACAGCAGAUGUUCGCUCAGCAGAAAGUAAGG
Messenger RNA from Aspergillus uvarum CBS 121591, 3194 nucleotides. RefSeq names its product MYB and HSA domain protein (gene eaf1). The record is from RefSeq and is a predicted model, not a curated record. The transcript has a single exon. Bases 158 to 2980 code for a protein of 940 amino acids. Lineage: Eukaryota; Fungi; Ascomycota; Eurotiomycetes; Eurotiales; Aspergillaceae.